Molecule: messenger RNA, 2084 nt
Organism: Entelurus aequoreus (snake pipefish)
Lineage: Eukaryota; Metazoa; Chordata; Actinopteri; Syngnathiformes; Syngnathidae
Exons: 6
Coding region: 488-1336 (282 amino acids)
Source: RefSeq, a predicted model, not a curated record
AAACUCUCACACUAAAGGAUUUACAAAAGGUUUCAAAGGCCGCCAUGUAUCGCGCCAGAGUCCAGACAUCGCUCAUGCGACGUGUUUUUGCCCCGUGGAGGGGGCGUAAAUUCCGUGGUUUGGACUCAGAAGGGGGCGGAGCCCACUGACGAUUGAGCGAGCAGCUACCUUAACACGACAGCUUUAAUUCAGGUAAAAUAAGAAAUAAUCUUGUAAUAAGUCCAUGUAAAAGUUCAAAAAGCCGCUUUAAUUCAGGUUAACAUUUAAAGAAUCUUGUAAUAAGCCUAAAUACAAGUUCAUAAAGUAGUGUGAAAACAUUCAACAUGGCUGACACCUGAAAAGACGAGCGCGGCUGAUUGCUCCUCUCGCAUUGGCUGAGGCGGGUCACGUGACGAAGCUGACCACCCCCACCCCAAAGUGUCUUUUUAAAUGACACAAGACACAAGUUUUUAGUUACUAAAGUAAAAAAAAACAGACUUUCGAAACAAUGAGCUUCCCUGUUGUGGACUUCAGCGCUUUCGCCCUCGACGUGGAGGACAUUUGUCCCGCAGACUUGGACCGCCUGAGCAGGGACGUGAAAGAAGCUUUUACCCGAGUGGGCUUCGUCUUCCUGGACAACACCGGCGUCACGCAGGCGGAGGUGGAUGACCUCAUGGAAGCUUCCCGAAGGUUCUUCCUGCAGCCAGACCGCUUUAAGAAGACAUUCAUCAGGAAAAGCUUGCCCAACUGUCCCCUGCACGGCUGGAUCCCCAUGGAGACGGAAAGGGUGGAUCCAGGAACACCAGCAGCAGAUCUAAAAGAGUCGUUCAACAUGACUUCACUACAUCCUGACAUAAAAUGGCCCCCCUCUGAGGUUGUGGCGGGAUUCCAGGAGACCAUGACGGCCUUUUACCAGCGCUGCAAAGAGCUAAGCCUGCGGAUUUUGAAGGUGAUCGCCCACGGUCUGGACCUGGACCCCGACGUGUUCUUGAGCGCUCACCGCCUGAUUGGAAAUGAUGAGAACCCAACGACGCUCCGUUCCAUCUACUACCCUCCGGUCCACAGAGAAGUGGCCAAGGAGGGCCAGCUGAGAUGUGGCCAGCAUUCCGACUACGGGAGCAUUACCUUGUUGUUCCAGGAUUCUGAAGGUCUGCAGGUGCUGGAAGGUUCUGGUGAGUUCAUCACUGCUCCUUGCAUCCCCGGGGCCAUACUGGUCAACAUCGCUGACAUGAUGCAGCGUUGGACCAGCGACCAGUUUGUCUCUCUGGUCAGAAAUCUCACUUCUUUUUUUUUUUUAAUGCUCAUUUUGUGGAAAGUGAGCAUAUACAAAAUAUUUGUCUCGUUCGUGCUGCACUAGAAUGCUUCCUUCAGUGCACUUUAACAAGUGUACUUAGUUUCUGCGUGUGCAGAUGUUGCUAGCUAUGUACCGUAUUUUUCGGACUAUAAGUCGCAGUUUUUUUUCAUAGUUUGGCCAGGGGUGCGACUUAUACUCAGGAGCGACUUAUGUGUGAAAUUAUUAACACAUUACCGUAAAAUAUCAAAUAAUAUUAUUUAGCUCAUUCACGUAAGAGACUAGACGUAUAAGAUUUCAUCGGAUUUAGCAAUUAGGAGUGACAGAUUGUUUGGUAAACGUAUAGCAUGUUCUAUAUGUUAUAGUUAUUUGAAUGACUCUUACCAUAAUAUGUUACGUUAACAUACCAGGCACGUUCUCAGUUGGUUAUUUAUGCGUCAUAUAACGUACACUUAUUCAGCCGGUGCGGCUUGGCGCCUACGUCGCCGAGCGCGUGGGCUACAUGUACGCCCAGUAGCGCUAGCGCCGCCUGUGUUGGACGUCGCUGGACUGCUAAGUGAGGAUUUUGGUGAUGGUUCGUACGCACGUGUGAAAAGUUGCAGCCUCGUUCACUUUAUUGCCACGGGGAGACAUGACGUGGUGGAAUGUACAGGAAGUGCUAGUUGCACAAGACAUUGGUAUUAAAGUAGUCUUCAUUGCUGUGGUUGUCAUGACAACGGUAGCUAUAUUGAACUGUAUAAGAACAAUAAAAGCCAAACGAAAACUUUGUGGUAAAUAAAUCAAAAGGUGUGCAGUUUGGCGGCCGCUUUAAAAA